Molecule: messenger RNA, 4572 nt
Organism: Neocloeon triangulifer
Lineage: Eukaryota; Metazoa; Arthropoda; Insecta; Ephemeroptera; Baetidae
Gene: sp3
Product: phosphatidylinositide phosphatase SAC2
Exons: 16
Coding region: 99-3362 (1087 amino acids)
Biological process (GO): phosphatidylinositol dephosphorylation; regulation of endocytic recycling
Cellular component (GO): early endosome; clathrin-coated endocytic vesicle
Molecular function (GO): phosphatidylinositol-4-phosphate phosphatase activity
Source: RefSeq, a predicted model, not a curated record
CCCAACAAAUGGGGGCGUAAACGGGCAGAGGAAGGAAGGAAAAACGACACACAGCUUUCAGGUCGUUCGGCUCUCAGGGCUGCCCUUCGCAGGACGAAAUGGCGUGCAGGGCCACCGGCCUGAGGGCCAUCGAACUCUUCAGGACGGACGACUUUUACAUUCUGCAGUCGGGCGAGCACAGCCUCUGGUGGGACAGGAACACGGCCCUCUGCACUCCCAAAUCAGGUUGGGAUUUGGUCGACGCAGUGAAUCCCGAGUGCCUCGGAAUCUUCUUCGGUCUGGUCGGAAAAAUUGAAUUGAAUCCAGGCCUGCUGCCCAGACUGAUCCUCAUCAAGUCUGUCGAAAGUGUUGGGCAACUGCCGGGAAUGCACACAGUGUACAAAAUCAAGGCCGUGGCAUUCCUCAACAUCCUGGGUCCGGACGUAACUCAGCAGGAGCUGGGUUUGGAGUCGUGCACGAAGCACUGCAACCGACGCCAGGGUGAGAGGUGUGUCCUAGAGCAGCCCGCAAAGACCAGUCUGGCCAAAACGUGGAGCUCCAUCAAGUCCGCUUCGAACACCAUCAAGAACACCACAGUGCAAGCAGCGCAACUCGCAGCCUCCCAAGUCAAGCCUCUGAGGAAACGGGACAACAGGAGUGAAAAUGAGAAGUUUGAGAGGCGGAUGCUGGACGAGUUGUCCAAGAUUUGGGACGACUCGCAGAGUUUCUACUUCUCGCCGAGUGGUGAUUUGACCAACAGCCAGCAGAGGCAGUGGAUCAUCGAGCAAAAGGAGGUGAUCACCCUGAAGGAGCAGCCAGAGUACAAACCGCCACCGCUCUGGAAGAAACUGGACCAACGGUUCUUCUGGAACCAGCACAUGCUCAAAGAAAUCAUCAACCACGAUAGUGAGAUGGCAAAUUUCUGGAUUCUGCCUGUUAUCCAAGGCUUCGUGCAAGUCGAAAAGUGCAAAGUUGAUCUCGGGAGGUUUGACCGGACCAGAGAGGCCAUGGAGCCUGUUUUUGAGACUUUUGUGUUGACCGUGAUCUCGCGUCGAAGUCGAUUUCGAGCUGGCACUCGAUACAACCGGCGCGGAGUGGACGAGGAGGGCAAAGUGGCUAAUUACGUCGAGACGGAGCAAAUCAUCAGCUAUUUGGACCACCAAGUGUCUUUUGUGCAGGUCAGGGGCUCGGUGCCUGUUUACUGGAGUCAGCCUGGUAUCAAAUACCGGCCUCCGCCCAGAAUCGACAAAGGCCCUGCUGAAACUAGAGAGGCAUUUGAGAAGCAUUUCAAUGAGGAAUUGGCCACCUAUGGGCACAUUUGCAUCAUCAACCUUGUAGAGCAAACGGGCCGAGAGAAAAUUAUAGCUGACACGUACACUGAAAAUGUCUGUGACUUCAGCUGUCCUGAUCUCACAUACUGCCUUUUCGACUUCCACGAAUAUUGCCGUGGAAUGCAUUUUGAAAAUGUGUCGAUUUUGCUUUCGCACCUUUUGGACGUGAUUAACGAGCAAAAGUUCUGCUGGUUGGACAAGCAGGGCCGCAUCUGCCUCCAGUUUGGUGUUUUCCGAGUCAAUUGCAUUGACUGCCUUGACCGCACCAAUGUCGUUCAAACUGCCAUUGCCAAAACUGUCAUGGAAAUUGUGUUCACUAAACUGGGGUUGAUAGCUCCUGAAAAACCAGUGCCGGCGAACAUAAGGAAUGCAUUCCAAGUUCUGUGGGCCAACAACGGUGAUGCAAUUAGUAGGCAAUAUGCAGGGACAAAUGCUCUCAAGGGUGAUUACACUCGUACUGGGGAACGGAAAUUUUCGGGUUUAAUGAAGGACAGCGUGAAUUCCGCGAGUCGAUACUACCUAGGUCGAUUCAGAGACGCUGAGAGACAGGCAGCCAUUGACCUCAUGCUUGGUGAGAUUUCAAGCAGCAAUCCCAUUCCCGAGGAGAUCUUCAGCGGAGGCGACCCAUCGUUUACCGAAGACAUUACGGCCUCUGCCGAGCAAGUGAAGCACGUAAUUGAGGACAGCAAAAAGCUGCUCCUGCCUGACCCCGCUGAAUGUGUCGGUGCUUGGGGCCUCAUUGAUGCAGACCAGGGCACUGGAAAUCCGAACGAAACUGACAUGGACAUUAUUUUGUUGCUCACAAGUCAGUUUUAUUGUGUGGCUUGGUAUGAUGAAGAAGCUGAUCGAGUGAGCCACUACCAAUAUGUGCCUCUCGAGGACAUAACUCACAUCGAGAUUGGUCAAUGUCAACUUUCUACUAACUCGUUGUUUAAAACGUCCAAGUCUCCCAGUUUCUGCAUCAGGAUUUAUUACCAACAGAGAAAUGACGACGGAGAAAUGGAGCCUGGCUUCUUCCAUAUUUUCCGAUCAGCCAAUCUGCGUUUCUUCAACAACUUGGCCGUUGCCAUAACCUCGGAGGAAGAGGCUAUUGAAUCGAUCAAGUACAUUUGCGAAACAUUUUUGGGACUGAAAAAUGAGCUGCAAGUGGAACGGGUGUCUCGUCUCGAAAGAAAAAAGUCAAAAAUUCCAAGGGAAAUAAGAGGGCAUCAACCGUCCAGCAGCUUUCUAAAUCUUCCUGCACACAUUCCUAGAAAUUUUUCAGACAAGUCAUUGUCAAAGGUUUCUAACACUAUGGGCCUGCUCAAGAAUGAAAUGUCUGAAAAGUUCAGCAAAAUCACUAGCAUUGGCAGCAAAAAACAAGAGGAGAAAGUCGAGAUGACCACAAAUAAUAAGCCAAAGCCAAUCUUUGUUGUUGGGUCUUUGGAAUGCGAGGAAACCAGCUUCAGUGCGGAAGGCAGUUUUGAUCUGCCAGACCUUCCGAAAGCCUCCCUUCGACACCCAGACUGUGACCAAAUGUCCUUGGCUGCGGGAAUUCUAAUGGGCUGCAGGAAAGGACCUCCAGUUUCUCCAAGGGUUCCACCCCAGAACUCCUGGUUGCAGCCUCCGUCUGGGAAGGUCCUCAAACACUCCAGGAGCGACCUGAGCCUGUCAGACUCGAGCCGCAGCCCAAGGAAGACACCUGAGAUCAUGGUCCAGGCACCAGAAGGCCAUUUCGAAAGAACUCCUCCGAAAAAGGAGAACAUGAGGAUCAAUAUCAGGAAUACAUUGUCGGAGAGAGACCUGAGCCUCAACCUGAGCAGCUCCCAGAGCGAAAGUGCCCUCAGGUCCAAUAGAGGCUUUGGAUCAGUUCUCAGCAGCCCUUCUAGCAUGAAGGACAAUGCCUUUUUGAGGUUUUCGAAGGGCUUGCAAACUUUCAGCGCAAAUCUGGACCCUCGGAAGCUUGCAAAGCUGAACAGUCCUCUGCAAGGUCCACAACAAGUCGAUCCGGAAUCUCUCAAGGUCUUGCAAGAUAAGUUCAAGGGCUGCAAGACCAGGCUGGUUGCCAUUUAAAUAACAGCCGAGCAUUUAUUUAUCUUGCAUUUUGCGCAGAUAUGUGAAAUUUUUGAUAAUUGAAUUUGCUGUGCUCUGCUUCUAAAAUAUUUCACGGCCCUAAAUGAAUUUUAAGCAGAAUGUUUACAGUAUUCUAGUCACUGAUCUUGCUAACCACUUAUAAUCUCAAAACAUCGUGUAAGCGGAAAAAAGUUUUGAAAUAUUGACAGCUUUUGCAUUAUAUUCAGGCCCAUAUCUGCGCAAUCUUAAAGCAUCAAAAGUGAUCAACACAACUUAAUUUUAUUGUAUUAAGUGUCAGUAUUUUGUGUUUCUUUUCUUACCGGUAAAUAUGUGAUUCGUAUAUUUAUUUUUUACCAGCUCGUGUAAUUUUUACUCUACAAAAUUUCAUUCGCCGUGUUCAUGAUCUAGUUCAAAAAUUUCUCCGAGAGAGGACCAUAGUGAGCGUUUUUGCAAUAACAGCAGAUCAUUCUGAUUCUAAAGUAUUUGUUUAAUGUCAUUGUUGAAUCGUACCAGCACUUGUUGUUGAUUUUUGCCUUUCAGGAACAUUAUCCACAGUGGUAUUAAGGAGUGUAGUUCGAUUUCACUCACUGAUGUUUGUGCAAAUUCCAUUAGCUGAUAGGCGUAGUAUUGAAAUUUUAGUAGUGAGUUAACGCAACGAGUCAAUUAUAUAUCAAGUAGGAAAAUUAUCUGUGUGAACUAUAAAAUAUAUAAAUAUGGUAUUAUAUCAAGUAUAAAACUCGAAGGAGGGGAAAAAUUUAAUUAGCCUCAUUUUUUGUAAGUUACAAAUUCGAAAUAUCAACUUAUGAGCUUUCAUAUUUGUUAAAAAAAUUAAUUUUUUGCACUUAUUGAGAAAAAUUUGCAUUGGGGGGUUUUUUUUUCUUGAAAAGGAAGUUCCUUUACUCACUACUCUAACCAAUGUUGUUAAGUAAUUUUUCCAUUUUUAACGUAGCUCUCCAUACCAAAGACUAUAAUUCGUCCGAGCAGAGCAUUUAAACUAAUUCCACGAAGAAUUAAUACCAAUUAGCCGUAACUGAAAUGAGCAUGAAAAGUAUUGAUUAUUUUGUGAUGAGUAAUUUAGUAAUAAAUCGUAAAUUGUAUUAUAUCAUGUUGUAACUCCCGCGAAACGUGCAAAAUCCAGCUCCUGUUACGUCACAACCUGUAUCACUGCUGUGAAUAAUAAAGUGAAUUUAUUAAAAUUACAUUCCUGUGA